UACAGUUACAUGUUUCGCCCAAAAACCUUCUUGGACUCAGCGACGGAGCAGUGACCAUGGCCACACUGGUGCCCUCUUCCGUGCCCUGCCACUGGCUACUAUUCCUGCUGCUGCUUUUCUCAGGUGAGCCAGUACCAGCAGUGACAAACAGUGGCCUGUCACAGAAUUUCCAAGGAAGCUCUUGCUCCCAGAUCUGGCAGCACCCCAGGUUCAUAGCCAAAAAGCGGGGCUCCAUCGUGAGGUUUUACUGCUAUACAGACCACCCCGGCGCCAUGACCUGGUUCCGAGAGCAGAAGAGCCAGGAGCCCCAGGAACUCCCAAAAGAGGGGCAUAUCUCACAGACCAAGAAUGGCUCUGCCCACAUCCUCACCAUUCAUAACAUCCAGUUUGAGGAUAACGGGAUCUACUUCUGCAAGCAGGAAUGCAACAGCGCCAACUUUGCACUUGCCCAAGGCUGUGGCACGGAACUUCGAGUCUUAGGAUUCAGCACCUGGAGCCAACUGAAGCAGCGGAACACACUGAAAGAUGGCAUCAUCAUGAUCCAGACCCUCCUCAUCAUCAUCUUCAUCAUUGUACCCAUCUUCUUGCUACUAGACAAGGAUGACAGCAAAGCCGGGAUGGAGGAAGAUCACACCUACGAGGGCUUGAACAUUGACCAGACAGCCACCUAUGAAGACAUAGUGACUCUUCGGACAGGGGAGGUGAAGUGGUCUGUGGGAGAGCACCCAGGCCAGGAGUGAGGGCCACUGUCAUCCUUGCCCAGAUCCUGAGCCUCAAACUGCCUGGCUCACAGCCCAUCCCCUCCUUUCUGGAUCCCCAGCCAGCGUCUGAAGCUAGACUAUCUGCCACCUCUCUCUAUUCCGUGGUCCCCAGCUCUUGCUGAAGGGCCUAGGGUAGAAGGACAAUAGGGCAGUGAUGUGGAGUGGGGAGUUCUCUGGAUAGACUGGGCCUAAGGCUUCUGGAAGCGCCAUGCCGGAUCUGUCUCCAUGUUUGGGACAGGAAAGCAGGGACUUGUCAAAAACUGCAAACGGACUCAGAGCAGACCGACUUCCUGAAGAGUCCAGGAAGGACCAUGGUUCUCACUGGCACCUGAAGGCCAGAUGCCAUUUCUUUCUCCCAUCCCAGGGAUCGCCCAGCCUACGUAGAAUGAUAAUAGUCCUCCUGUGGAAUAAACAAUG
Molecule: messenger RNA, 1178 nt
Organism: Psammomys obesus (fat sand rat)
Lineage: Eukaryota; Metazoa; Chordata; Mammalia; Rodentia; Muridae
Gene: Cd79b
Product: CD79b molecule
Exons: 6
Coding region: 57-740 (227 amino acids)
Biological process (GO): B cell differentiation; B cell receptor signaling pathway
Cellular component (GO): external side of plasma membrane; B cell receptor complex; membrane
Molecular function (GO): transmembrane signaling receptor activity
Source: RefSeq, a predicted model, not a curated record